Messenger RNA from Parasteatoda tepidariorum (common house spider), 4643 nucleotides. The record is from RefSeq and is a predicted model, not a curated record. Lineage: Eukaryota; Metazoa; Arthropoda; Arachnida; Araneae; Theridiidae.
UAAAAACAAACUAUUUUAUUUAAUGCUUGCCAAGAUGUAUUUCCUAUUAAAGACAUGUACAUCUCUGAAUCAAGCUAGUUUGCUUGCAAUCCAGAAAGGCUCAUGGGUUUUAUCUGUGAGAGGUUUAAAUAAGAGUUCUGUGUUACAAUGUCAAGCCAAGCAAAAGCCACCAGUUAAGACUGAAGAAAUCAAGGGUAUACCAUAUUCAAAGCUGAGUGUUGGUGUUCCAAAAGAAGUAUGGAAAAACGAAAGGAGAGUUGCUCUUUCUCCGGCAGCUGCUGCGACUUUAAUUAAGAAAGGCUUUAAGGUGAACGUAGAAAAAGAUGCUGGUGCUGAAGCCAAAUUCAGUAACCAAGACUUUGAAGCAGUUGGUGCAAAAAUUUCUGAUACUGCUGCCGCUUUUCAAUCUGAUAUUGUAUUGAAAGUGAGGGGUCCGACUAUCGCUGAAGUUGGUAAAUUCAGAAAAUCUGGCACCCUUAUCAGCUUCCUCUACCCUGGACAAAAUCAAGAUCUUUUGAAAGCUUUGGGAAAUCACCAAAUGACUGCAUUUGCAAUGGAUUGUAUUCCAAGAAUCAGUAGAGCACAAGUAUUUGAUGCCCUCAGUUCAAUGGCCAAUAUAGCUGGUUAUAAGGCGGUUGUUGAAGCUGCCAAUAAUUUUGGAAGGUUUUUCACUGGUCAGAUCACAGCAGCAGGUAAGGUGCCUCCUGCAAAAGUUCUUAUUAUUGGAGGAGGUGUUGCUGGAUUAUCUGCUAUAGGUACUGCUAAAAACAUGGGUGCAAUCGUAAGAGCAUUCGACACGCGUGCCGCUGUUAAAGAGCAAGUGGAAUCUUUUGGCGCAGAAUUUUUAGAAGUUAAUAUAAAGGAAUCUGGAGAAGGUGUUGGUGGUUAUGCGAAGGUGAUGUCAAAGGAAUUCAUUGAAGCUGAAAUGGCCUUAUUUGCAGCCCAAUGCAAAGAAAUAGAUGUGCUAAUCACUACAGCUUUAAUUCCUGGAAAACCUGCUCCCAAACUCAUAUCAAGAUUAGGAAACAAAGAUCACUUUAAUAUAGAUUUGGAAGAUGAAGUUGUUAGAGGCUCUAUUAUUUUACAAAAUGGUAGUUUAUUAUGGCCUCCUCCACCACCGAAGGAAGUUGCAGCACCUGCUGCAAAACCAGCUGCUCCUGCUAAAAUUGUUCCACCAGAACCAAAUUACUUUAAUGCAACGUUAAAAGAUUCUCUUCUCUAUACAUCUGGUUUAUCAACUUUGCUAGGAUUUGGAAUGGUUUCACCAAACCCAGCUUUCACUACCAUGAUGUCAAUAUUCGGUCUCUCUGGACUAGUUGGUUACCACACAGUUUGGGGUGUUACACCUGCUCUUCAUUCACCAUUGAUGUCUGUAACUAAUGCUGUAUCAGGAAUUACAGCUGUUGGGGGUCUUCUGUUGAUGGGUGGAGGUGUUCUCCCCCACACCAUUCCCCAAACCCUUGGAGCAGCAGCCGCUUUUAUUUCUUCCAUCAAUAUUUGUGGAGGGUUUCUUGUAACUAAGAGAAUGCUUGAUAUGUUUCGAAGACCUACUGAUCCUCCUGAAUUUAACUAUUUAUAUGCUAUUCCAGGUACCGCUUUUAUUGGCGGUUAUGCUGCAUUAGCUGCAGCUGGUUAUCCUGAAGUUCAUCAAAUGGCCUACCUGGGAUCCUCAUUAUGCUGCGUUGGGGCCUUAGCUGGUUUGGCUUCUCAAAAAACUUCCAGGCUUGGAAAUGCUCUGGGUAUGGUAGGGGUAUCUACUGGCUUAGCAGCUACUCUUGGCGUUAUGAAUGUGCCUCCAGAAUUCGCUAUUCAAAUUGCAGCUUGUAUGGGUGGAGGAGGUGCCCUUGGCUUGUACAUUGCCAAGAAAAUAGAAAUCACUGACCUUCCGCAGCUUGUUGCUGCUUUCCACAGCCUGGUCGGAAUGGCAGCUGUUCUCACAUGUCUUGCUACCUACAUAGUUGAUUAUCCAACUUUUGCUACAGAUCCAGCUGCCAAUGCAAUCAAAACUGCAUUAUUUUUGGGAACAUUUAUUGGUGGAAUUACAUUUAGUGGCUCUCUAGUAGCCUAUGGAAAACUCCAGGGACUGUUAAAUUCAUCUCCCUUGCUUCUACCCGGAAGACAUGUUCUUAAUGGUGGACUAAUGGCAAGCAAUGUUGCAGCUAUGGCUUAUUACUUGAUGUCUAGCAGCAAUAUUGCUGGAUUAAGUUGUCUUGGUGCCACAAGUGCUUUAUCUAUGAUUAUGGGUGUUACUCUCACAGCUGCUAUUGGAGGUGCAGACAUGCCAGUUGUGAUAACAGUUUUGAACAGCUAUUCUGGUUGGGCAUUGUGUGCAGAAGGUUUUAUGUUAAACAAUAAUCUAAUGACGAUUGUUGGAGCUUUAAUUGGAUCAUCUGGUGCCAUUUUGUCGUACAUUAUGUGCAAAGCUAUGAACAGAUCUCUACCAAAUGUUAUAUUGGGAGGUUAUGGUACAUCUAGUACUGGCACUGGCAAACCUAUGGCUGUAACUGGAACACACACUGAAGUGGAUGUCUCACAGGCUGUACAGAUGAUUAGAGAUGCUAAAAAUAUUAUCAUCACACCUGGAUAUGGGCUAUGUGUGGCUAAGGCUCAGUAUCCCUUAGCAGAAAUGGUUAAAACUUUAACUAAUAAGGGGAAGAAAGUGAGAUUUGGCAUCCAUCCAGUAGCUGGUCGAAUGCCUGGUCAGUUAAAUGUCUUACUGGCUGAAGCAGGAAUACCUUAUGAUAUUGUACUUGAAAUGGAUGAAAUUAAUGAUGACUUCAAGGAUACAGAUUUGGUUAUGGUUAUUGGAGCAAAUGAUACAGUUAACUCAGCUGCUGAAGAAGACCCUAACUCUAUUAUUGCUGGAAUGCCUGUCCUCAAAGUUUGGCUUUCUAAACAGGUUAUUGUCAUGAAAAGAAGUUUGGGGGUUGGAUAUGCUGCAGUGGAUAAUCCUAUUUUCUAUAAGGAUAACACAGCUAUGUUGCUGGGUGAUGCAAAGAAGACUUGUGAUUUAUUGCUUAACAAAGUGACAGAAGAACUUGGGUCUUGAGAAUUUUGUUAAGUUAUCAAAAAAAUUUGACUGACUUUUACACUGAGCUUGUCAAAGUAUUUUAUUUUGACUUAAUUAUCUCGUGUUAAAGAAUCUGCAUAAAUAUAUUAUGAUGUAUUUUAAAAUGGAUUGGUGAGAAAAAGAAAUUUUGUAAAUCAUUUAAUUUUUACUUUUAAAGAAAAUUUAAUCAAUUGCUGUUACUCUUCUUGUUAAUCAUAAUUUAUUUAAAUAAUUUUUAAUCCUUUAUUUUGAAAUUAUUAACAUAUAACAUUUUUACAUGUUAAAACAAACUGAAUCCUUGUUCCAAAUAUUAUUGUAUGAAUAUUAUUAUUGAAUUGUUAUAAUUUAAUCCAAUGAGUUUAAUUAUAAUCUACAGUUAUUUUGCCUUAUUGUUUUAGUCAUCCUUAAUAUUAUAUUUUAAAUUUUAUACAAAUAUAAUACUUAUUGUUGUAAUUAAUAUUUGAUCUGAAAAAAAUAAUUCUUUAGAAGUAUUUACGUUUUUAUAGUAAGUUGAAAAGUUACUGGAAUAUUUAUUUAAAUAUUGAAUUUUUUAGUUUUAUUUAGAGAGUUUCUCUGAAUUCAUCAUUGUUCUUAUAAAUGAUUUUUCGCAAAUCAAUAGAAAAUUAAUUUUAUUGAAAUAUUUUAAAAUUUUAUGAGGGAGUAGCUCUCGACGUGUACAUAAUUGCUGUUUUUAAAUCUCUUUCACAAAAUAAAAAAAUGUAUUUCCCAUAACGAUAAAAAAUAUAGUAAUAACUUGAACACUCUUUACUAAAUUAAGGCAGACAAUUUCAGUUUAUACAUUUAUCCUUUAAUGCUUACUAACUUUUUCAAAAAAUUAAAAAAUAUUCCACAACUUCAAGUAUUGGAUACCUAAGUUAUAAAAAAUUCUAUAGCCAAAAUAUAGGCCUAAUUUUUUUUAAAAUAUAUAUAUAUAAAUAUGUAUAUAUGCCAAUAAUAAAAUUGUACUACCAGUUGUAAUAGCACUAAAAAAUGAAGUCUUAGAUUGGACAUACUGUAAACUUAUUUUAUAAUUUUGCUCUAUUUUAAGUGCAUUAUUUAAAUUAUUAUAAUGCUAUUUAAUUGAGAAUAAUACUGCUUCCUUUUUUAAAAGUGUAAUAUUGUAUCUGAAUAUGCAUUUACUCCUUCUGUUAGUGGCACAAUUAGUUUAAUAAAUAAGUACAAGUUAAACAUAAAGUAUAUAUUUUAAUAUACAAUGCACUUAGCCUAAGACAUGUGUAACAGUUAAAUAAAUAAACAGUUAGUUAUUAUUUUGUUUAGCACUUUGGUUAAAACAUUAGUGAUAAAAAUGACUAGAAUGACAUAAUGUAAAGUUUAUGUGAUAUUUUAUAAUUGUUUAAAUCAAUGUAUUAUCCUUUUCUUGUUGUAUUAAUCUUUAAUUUAUUGUUUCAUUCAUUAUUUGGCUGGCAGUUUAUGCUACAAAAAAUAAUCUUUGAUAAGUUGUGCGAUUAAUUUUCGACUAAGAAUUGUAAACAAAAUUUGAUUUCAAUUCCGCAAAGAAAUCUUUUUUUUUUUUCAAUCCAAAAAUCUCUUUCUACAAAGUGUUUUGUAAUAAAUAAACUUUACUUUAAUAAUG